AUGGCAGUGGUCGGAAACCGAAUGCAGCUGACGUCAUUGCUCCUCUUAUGCGUCAUCACCUUUGCAGAAAUUCCGGCAUGGGUGGAAGCGCAGGCGGUUGCAUGCGACGACAGCAAAGCCCAACUUACACCGUGUUGUUCGGCGGUGAAGACAGGCGGUGAUAUUCCGGCGGAGUGUUGUUCGGCGCUGAAAACCAUGGCGGAUAAUUUGAAGACGAAGGUAGACAGGCAAAGCGCUUGCCAAUGCAUAAAAGAGAGACUUGCUAAAGCCACGCCGGAGCAGAUAAAACGGGCUCAAGGUCUCCCCGGUUAUUGUAAAGUUCCCUUGCCGUUUAAGAUUGGCCCGGACAUUGACUGUUCAGCAGUCCCAAAAACAAUGUAA
Molecule: messenger RNA, 381 nt
Organism: Ipomoea triloba (trilobed morning glory)
Lineage: Eukaryota; Viridiplantae; Streptophyta; Magnoliopsida; Solanales; Convolvulaceae
Product: non-specific lipid-transfer protein 1-like
Exons: 1
Coding region: 1-381 (126 amino acids)
Biological process (GO): lipid transport
Cellular component (GO): membrane
Molecular function (GO): lipid binding
Source: RefSeq, a predicted model, not a curated record